UGUUGUUAUACAGCAAGACCUUGGUUGUUUACAUCGUGCGAGAUUAAAGGAGUUAGAAGAUGAAUAAAGUAGAAAACGACCCUUCCUGACUAAUUAAUAUUUAAAAUACUACUGUUCUAGCGAACACGGAGAUUUGUGAUCAUGAAUGCUCGCUCUCAGAUAUUUGAGCUGUCUGUGGAAGGCCGUCAGAUUGAAGAGACCAUCGCCAGUAUAUUUCACACAUUGCUAUUUCACAGAACCUUAGGAAAGUUCCAUUACAAGCAGGAAGGUAGCUAUUCAGUGGGGACAGUCGGCAUGGAGGAUGUGGACUGUGACUUCAUCGAUCUAACGUACAUGCGAGUCGCAUCUGACGAGCUGGAUAAAGAGCUGAAGAGAGAGAUUGCAUCAUUUCAGGCGCUGCUGCGGGCGUCGGACGGGCCGCGGUCAGGUCAGAUCACGCUCGAGUUCUAUCAGAAGAAGCGAACGCGCUGGCCAUUCUCUACUGAGAGCAUCCCGUGGGAGGUGUGGACUGUGAGGCUAAACGUGAUGAGCCUAGCCAACGAGCUAGAGAGACAGGUGUUCCGCGAGCAGGUGGGCGAGGCGAUAGCUGAGAAGAUCAUGUACAUCUGUGAGUCGAUGAACAAGCAUGAAUAUACGCCGAAGAUGCCCAACCAAUCGGAGCUGGAGUCUGUGUUCGACGUGCGUCUGCCUGACGUCCAGCCAUACCUGUUCAAGAUCACGUACCAGACAACCGCGCUGCCAAACCCCGCCCUCGCAUCCACCAUGAAGAAGUUCCUCAAGGACACGCUUGCGUUCUGAAGGUCGUGGGGCGGUGUUCCUCAAGGACAUGCUCGCGUUCUGAAGGUCGCAGGAAACGCGUGGCUGCGGCUUUGCGGAAUGCAGUGCCGCUGUCUCCGUGGCGACAGAAGGUUGUGGUGCGCUAGCAGCAUCGUGGCGUCGCCAUUGUUGCUCGUGUUUCAUGCUGUGUAGCACAAGUUACAAGCCCAGCGGCCGAGUUGUUGUGACUGAGAGAGUUUCUGCACGAUGUAUAUAGAUGUAAAUAAUAAUGCGUCGUUAGCAUUGGUGAGCGGGUGGUAUGUACAUGUUGAUUAUCGCCCGUACGUGGGUAGCACGCGGCUGGUAUGUACAUGUUGAUUAUCGCCCGUACGUAGGUAGCACGCGGGUGCAUUUUUUAUUGUCACUAUCACAGUGAUGUUGGUUCCUCGUCAAAGCAAACCGGCUGUUAGGGAAAUUCUGCAUUCACAUUACUAGUGUGCGUGCGUGCGUGUGGUGCCGUAAGGUUACAGGUGGCAUCUUAUUGUAACAUAUGCAUAUAGUUUGUCUAAUAAGAAACAGUGCGAAGUUUUGCAUCUACCAUUUAUGCGUUUUCACGACCAGGUGCGGCUUGGCAUAUAAAUAAAAAAUUUAUUAAAUUCUAUAAUAUAAUAGUAGUGAGUCUGUUAAAACCUACCUGCAUGUAAAUUAUUUUGAUACAGAAAUAAUGACAGUUAUGCCGAAUUUUCUUAAAAGUAGGGUUCUAAAAAGCGUGUAACAUGUGUCUGAAUGGCAAAUAAGGGUGAAAAAUAUGAGCGUUGUUUACGCAU
Molecule: messenger RNA, 1583 nt
Organism: Priapulus caudatus
Lineage: Eukaryota; Metazoa; Priapulida; Priapulimorpha; Priapulimorphida; Priapulidae
Product: autophagy-related protein 101-like
Exons: 4
Coding region: 142-798 (218 amino acids)
Biological process (GO): autophagosome assembly; autophagy
Cellular component (GO): phagophore assembly site
Source: RefSeq, a predicted model, not a curated record